Microsporum canis CBS 113480 is the source of this 1170-nucleotide messenger RNA. RefSeq names its product splicing factor u2af-associated protein 2. Lineage: Eukaryota; Fungi; Ascomycota; Eurotiomycetes; Onygenales; Arthrodermataceae. The record is from RefSeq and is a predicted model, not a curated record. The transcript has 6 exons. Gene Ontology annotation, cellular component: U2-type spliceosomal complex; U2 snRNP. Gene Ontology annotation, biological process: mRNA splicing, via spliceosome. Gene Ontology annotation, molecular function: RNA binding. The coding region runs from base 1 to 1170 and encodes 389 amino acids.
AUGUCUGACACCGAAAACCCACCGUCUACAUUCCCCAAGCCCGAAGACUUCGAUAGCGACCCUCGCGUGUCCUUCUCCAAGCUUGAUAACAAGUACAUACUGGAAACAGACAACGGCGAGGAGUUCAUGUAUGAUGACGCGCUGAAGAGAUGGAUACCCUCGCUGGACGAGUCCUUGAUGGAACAGCAGAGACAGGCAUACAAGAUACAGGGAGUCGACGAGGAGGAGCCCGCGAAUCUCAAGGCCCUGCAGGAGAAAAAGAAGAAACGGAAACAUAACAGCGAUGAAUCACAUCCGCCCCAGAAACCCAAGAAACCGCGUGUCAAUACCGCCGUCUACGUAACUGCAAUCCCACUCGAUGCCACCCUGUCCGAGAUCAGCUCCCUCUUCAGCAAAUGCGGCGUUAUCGCAGAGGAAAUCGACAGCGGCCAGCCGCGCAUAAAGAUGUAUACUGACGACCAGGGCCAGUUCAAAGGCGAUGCACUAGUCGUCUAUUUCCGCCCUGAAUCUGUCAAUCUUGCCGUACAGAUGCUGGAUGAUACCGAUUUCCGAUUCGGUGAAAAGGGUACAGAUGGUAACAUGAGGGUUCAGCCGGCAGACUUCUCCUUCAAAGCUGUGCAGGAUGCACCGGCAAAAGUGAACAUGAAGGAGAAGAUGAAGAUCAUGCGUAAGACGCAGAAACUGAACAAUAAGCUCACCGACUGGGACGAUGACGAUAUCGGUCCCAGGCAGUUAGCUAAGACAGGGAAGGUCGUCGUGCUGAAACAUAUGUUUACCCUGCAAGAGCUAGAGGAGGAUCCAGCUGCCAUUCUCGAUAUCAAGGAAGACAUCCGAGAAGAAUGUGCCAAACUCGGCGAGGUGACUAACGUUGUGCUCUACGAUAAAGAAGAAUCGGGCGUUGCCACGGUUCGCUUCUCUGAGCCUGACUGUGCCCAGGCUUGUGUCCAGAUGAUGAACGGCCGCUUCUUUGGCGGCACCAAAGUAGAGGCAUAUAUAGCCGAGGGAAAAGUGCGUUUUAAGAAGUCGGGCGCCAGUGCAGCUGCUGCCCUGCAGGAUGACGGGGCGGGCUGGGAGGCCGACAAUGGCAAAGACGAUGAAGCUCAACGUCUGGAUAAGUUUGGAGCCUGGCUCGAGCAGGAGAAGGGAGAGACCAAGACGACGGGCAGCUAG